UUGAAAAUAGGGGAUUUAAAUUCAAGAAUGGGAAGAAUGUAAAUUUUAAAGAGAGUUAUAAGAAAAUUAGGAUUUUAUGUUUUGAGCAAUCUAAUGAGAGUGACAGAUGUGAAAUGGACACCCAGAUUUCGGUGUAUUUGGGAUUGGUGGAGGGAAUAUUCAUGAUUUGGAUUUUUAGAACCAAUGUGGAGAGAUUUGCAUUUAUUUAAUGAGAUUGAAGGCCGUUAAUCACACAAUAGUUUGUAAAUUUACUCAAAAAGUUUUGGAGUGGAUCUUUGGAGUGGAUCUUUUGAUCGAUUUUGGCCGCGCUACCUUUUCAUCAAUCUACCUUUUAAGCAAUCGAUCUUUUGUUUAGGAGCCGAUAUAUCCAUAGUGCCCACUGCACAAUUGUCCGUUGUGCAAUUGUCUUUCUUUACAAUUGUCGUGUCACCGUUUUGAGCCUUUUAUUGACAUUUUUAGUUUUGUUGAUAAGCAAAACUUUUAUCAAAAAUAUUUAUUACUUUUCUUAUUUAUUAAAAAAUGAAUUUAAUUAAUUCCAAUGGUCAAUGUUCUACUAUAGUCCAAGCACUUCUUACUGACGAAUAUCAAUUAAAUAUGGCGUAUUCUUAUUGGCAGCAAGGAAUUCACAAUAAAAGAGCUCGUUUUGAAUUAUUUUUUAGAAAAAAUCCUUUUGAGGGUGAAUUUACAAUUUUUGCUGGUUUAGAGGAUUGUCUUAAUUUUGUUAAAAAUUUUAAUUUUACAGAAUCAGAUUUGGAAUUUAUUUCACAAAAAUUGGCAUAUGCUGACAAAAACUUUUUUGAAUAUCUUCGAAAAUUUAAUUGCGAAAAUAUUAUUUUAAUGGCAAUACCCGAAGGCUCUAUUGUUUUUCCUAGAAUUCCUUUAAUUAUUGUGGAAGGACCUUUGGCUGUUUGUCAAAUAAUAGAGACGACUUUGCUUAAUUUGGUUAAUUUUGCUAGUCUUGUAACUACAAAUGCUGCUAGAUUUAGACUGGCAGCAGGUGAUCAAAUUGAACUGAUGGAAUUUGGAUUGCGUCGAGCUCAGGGUCCGAAUGGAGGAUUGUCUGCAUCUAAAUAUUGUUUUGACAGUACCAGCAAUCUUUUGGCUGGCAAACUUUUUGGAAUUCCCGUUUCUGGAACAAUGGCGCAUUCUUUUUUUGAUUGGGGUAUAUCAAAAGAAGGAGUUAAUAUUGGCGAAUUAAAUGCUUUUUGUGCUUAUGCUAUUGCUCAUCCAAAUUCAUUUGUAGCUCUUAUUGAUACUUAUGACACAUUGAGAAGUGGUCUUUGUAACUUUAUUGCAGUAACAUUGGCUCUUAAUGAUUUUGGAUAUAAAUCGAUUGGUUGUCGAAUAGAUAGUGGGGACUUGGCUUAUUUAUCUAAUGAAAUUAGAAAUAGAUUUAAAUUAAUUGCUUUAAGUUUUAAAAUUGACUGGAUAACUAAUUUAAAAAUUGUAGCAUCAAAUGAUAUAAACGAAGAAACAAUCCGUUCACUUUAUAAUCAAGGACAUAAAAUUAACACUUUUGGUAUCGGCACACAUUUAGUUACUUGUCAAAAACAGCCGGCACUUGGAUGUGUUUAUAAAUUGGUUGAUUUAGAUGGAGAACCGAAAAUUAAAAUAAGUGAAGAUAUUUCAAAGAUGACAAUACCUGGACGUAAAAGUGUAUUUCGUUUGUAUGGAAAGGCUGGAUUUCCAUUGGUUGAUUUAAUGAUAUUAGAAAAUGAUGAAGAACCUAAAGUUGGUCAAGUAAAACUUUGUAUACAUCCAUGCAACCCUGUUAGACGUGCAAAUAUUAUUCCACACAGAGUUGAAAGACUUCAUAAAAUUUAUUGGAAAGACAAUUCUGUUCAACAAAUUUUGCCAAAUAUAAAAGAAAUACGUGAAUAUACUCACCAAUCAUUAGUUAAUUCACGUCCAGAUCAUCUUAGACCAUUAAAUCCAACACCUUAUAAAGUAUCUUUUAAAUAA
Molecule: messenger RNA, 1962 nt
Organism: Meloidogyne enterolobii
Lineage: Eukaryota; Metazoa; Nematoda; Chromadorea; Rhabditida; Meloidogynidae
Source: the annotation of a GenBank genome assembly